This is a messenger RNA of Ceratotherium simum simum (southern white rhinoceros), 1488 nucleotides long. RefSeq names its product olfactory receptor 1J4-like. Lineage: Eukaryota; Metazoa; Chordata; Mammalia; Perissodactyla; Rhinocerotidae. The record is from RefSeq and is a predicted model, not a curated record. Gene Ontology annotation, cellular component: membrane. Gene Ontology annotation, molecular function: olfactory receptor activity; G protein-coupled receptor activity. Gene Ontology annotation, biological process: G protein-coupled receptor signaling pathway.
AUGCCUGAGAACCAGAGCUGCAUGUCUGUGUUCCUCCUACUACUGGUCCCCAUACAGUCUGAGUAACAGGGCUUGUUCUUCAUCCUGUUACUGGGCAUGUACUUGACCAUGGUGCUGGAGAACCUGCUCAUCAUUCUGCUCAUCUGGCUGGACUCUCGCCUCUACACCCCUAUGUUAUUCUUCCUCAGCCACCUGGCCUUCACUGAUGACUCUUUCUCAUCUGUCACUGUCCCAAAAAUGUUGAUGGACAUGCAUUCUAAUCACAAGUCCAUCCCCUUCAUAAUGUGUAUUUCCCAGAUCUAUUUUUUCAUAUUGUUUGGUUGUCUUGACAAUUUCCUUCUUGCAGUGAUGGCAUAUGACAGGUAUGUAGCCAUCUGUCAGCCACGCCACUACACCACUAUCAUGAGGCAGGAGUUGUGUUUCUCAUUAGUACAUGGGUCUUGGUUUUUCAGCUGUGCACAUGCCCUGUUUCACAGCCUCCUCUUGAAGAGCACUAUGAGGCCCGAGAACCAGAGCAACAUGCCUGAGUUCCUCCUCCUGGGGAUCCCCAUCCCACCAGAGCAGCAGGGCUUGUUCUUCAACUUAUUCCUAGGGAUGUACCUGACCACAAUGCUGGGGAACCUGCUCAUUAUCCUGCUCAUCAGGCUGGACUAUCGCCUCCACACUCCCAUGUACUUCUUCCUCAGCCACUUGGCCUUCUCUGACAUUUCUCUUUCAUCUGUCAUGGUUCCAAAGAUGCUCAUGAACAUGCAGACUCAGCAACAAUCCAUCCCCUAUGUGGGAUGCAUUUGUCAGUUGUAUUUUUUCAUAGUUUUUGGUUGUCUUGACAAUUUCCUUCUUGCAGUGAUGGCAUAUGACAGGUAUGUGGCCAUCUGUCAGCCACUCCACUACACAACUGUUAUGAGGCAGGAUCUGUGUGUCUCAUUAGUAGCUGGGUCCUGGUUCUUCAGCUGUGCACAUGCACUUUUGCACACCCUCCUCUUGGUCCCAGCAUCUUUCUGUGCUGACAAUACUAUCCCCCACUUCUUCUGUGAACUAACUGUGCUCUUGAAGAUGAGCUGCUCAGAUAUAUCCCUCAAUGAGCUGCUCAUCUUUACUGAGGGAGCAAUGGUUGUCGUCUUGCCUUUGAUUAGUAUCUUGGGCUCAUAUAUCCAUAUAGGGACCACCAUCUUAAGGGUCCCCUCCAUGAAGAGACUAUUUAAAGCCUUUUCUACCUGUGGCUGCCAUCUCUUUGUGGUAUCUUUAUACUAUGGGACACUUGUAGGUGUUUACUUUUUCUCCUCAUCAUGGGGCUCCAAUGGCAAAAACAUUAUUGCUUCAGUCAUGUAUACAGUAGUUACCCCUAUGCUGAACCCCUUCAUCUAUAGCUUGAGGAACAGAGAUAUAAAACAGGCCCUAGAAAUAUUAGUCAAUAGGGCUAACUUCUUUAAGCGACAAUUGCUAAUUCUUAUUAUUGCAGCCAUGAGCCCAGUAAGAUGUAUCUGCUAA